Penicillium maclennaniae is the source of this 2640-nucleotide messenger RNA. Its product is annotated as beta strand repeat-containing protein. The transcript has 4 exons. Lineage: Eukaryota; Fungi; Ascomycota; Eurotiomycetes; Eurotiales; Aspergillaceae. The record is from RefSeq and is a predicted model, not a curated record. The coding region runs from base 1 to 2640 and encodes 879 amino acids.
AUGGCCAGUGUGACCAACGGAGCUAGUACCAGAGGCACUCUAGGGGUAGCCGCUCUAGCUAUUCCUGUCGUCAGCCUUGUGAACCCCACCACCGGCCCUACUGCCGGCGGAAAUACUGUAUCCAUCAUCGGCUCUGGUUUCAUAAACGCCACGGCUGUGACCUUCGGCUCAGCUGCUGCCACUUCAUAUACUGUGGUCUCUGCCACGACGAUAAAUGCUGUUGUUCCAGCAGGCCCGAGCGGUGGCGGCAGUGUCUCUGUUCGUGUCACUAGUCCUGGUGGUACCAGUGCCGCUGGUACUACCUAUACCUAUAUAGCUGCUCCUGUCGUCAGCAAUGUGAGCCCCACCACCGGCCCUGCUGCCGGCGGAAAUACUGUGUCUAUCAUCGGCUCUGGUUUCACCAACGCCACGGCUGUGACCUUCGGCUCAGCUGCUGCCACUUCAUAUACUGUGGUCUCUGCCACGACGAUAAAUGCUGUUGUUCCAGCAGGCCCGAGCGGUGGCGGCAGUGUCUCUGUCCCUGCUCCUGUCGUCAGCAGUGUGAGCCCCACCACCGGCCCUGCUGCCGGCGGAAAUACUGUGUCUAUCAUCGGCUCUGGUUUCACCAACGCCACGGCUGUGACCUUCGGCUCAGCUGCUGCCACUUCAUUUACUGUGGUCUCUGCCACGACGAUAAAUGCUGUUGUUCCAGCAGGCCCGAGCGGUGGCGGCAGUGUCUCUGUCCGUGUCACUAGUCCUGGUGGUACCAGUGCCGCUGGUACUACCUAUACCUAUAUAGCUGCUCCUGUCGUCAGCAGUGUGAGCCCCACCACCGGCCCUGCUGCCGGCGGAAAUACAGUGUCUAUCAUCGGCUCUGGUUUCAACAACGCCACGGCUGUGACUUUUGGCGCAACUCCUGCCACCUCAUUCACUGUGGUCUCUGCCACAGCGAUAAAUGCGGUUGUUCCCCCUAGGCCCGAGCGCCGGCGCCUUGUGAGCCCCACCACCGGCCCUGCUGCCGGCGGAAAUACAGUGUCUAUCAUCGGCUCUGGUUUCACCAACGCCACGGCUGUGACCUUCGGCUCAGCUAUUGCCACUUUAUUCACUGUUCUCGCUGACACAGUGAUAAAUGCAGUUGCUCCCCCAGGCCCGAGCGGUGGCGGCAGUGUCUCUGUCCGUGUCACUAGUCCUGGUGGUACCAGUGCCGCUGGUACUACCUAUACCUAUAUAGCUGCUCCUGUCGUCAGCAGUGUGAGCCCCACCACCGGCCCUGCUGCCGGCGGAAAUACUGUGUCUAUCAUCGGCUCUGGUUUCACAAACGCCACGGCUGUGACUUUUGGCGCAACUCCUGCCACCUCAUUCACUGUGGUCUCUGCCACAGCGAUAAAUGCGGUUGUUCCCCCUAGGCCCGAGCGCCGGCGCCUUGUGAACCCCACCACCGGCCCUGCUGCCGGCGGAAAUACAGUGUCUAUCAUCGGCUCUGGUUUCACCAACGCCACGGCUGUGACCUUCGGCUCAGCUAUUGCCACUUCAUUCACUGUUCUCGCUGACACAGUGAUAAAUGCAGUUGCUCCCCCAGGCCCGAGCGGUGGCGGCAGUGUCUCUGUCCGUAUCACUAGUCCUGGUGGUACUAGUAGCGCUAGCAUUAACUAUACCUAUGCAGCCGCUCUAACGCCUAUCAUCACCGCGCUUAUCCCAGCAUCCGGGCCAGUAUCAGGUGGGAAUAAUGUCACCAUCACCGGCUCAAACCUCAGUGGCGCCACAGCAGUUACAUUUGCUGGUAAUCCAGCCAGUUCUUUCACUAUUUUAUCACCCACUCAAGUGAAUGCUGUGGCUCCACCAGGUACUGCUGGGACUGCCUCAGUAGUAGUCACAACGCCUGCUGGUGCAAGCACAGGAUUUAAUUAUACUUACGUCGCUGCACCUACACCUACAGCAGUGUAUCCUACUGCAGCCGUCACAGCUGGCGGUAACACUGUCGCUAUCGUUGGCACUAAUCUAUUAGGUACUACUGGUGUGAAAUUCGGAACCACCCCUGCGGCUAGCUUUACAGUUAUUGAUGACACUGAAGUGGAUGCUGUCACACCUCCACAUAAUGUCGGCACAGUUUCAAUCAAUAUUACUACCCCAGGCGGCACAGAUAGCUCGCUUAGCUUCAGCUUCCAGCCGUUACCGGUAAUUGCUUCUAUUACUCCCACUUCUGGACCAACUGCUGGGGGCACUACAGUGACCAUCACUGGGGCUGGCUUGAUCAAUACUCUUGAUGUGUUCUUUGGGACAACUGCAGCAACCGCCUUUACAGUUAUCUCUGAUAACACGGUAACUGCAACCUCCCCUGCUGGAGCAGUAGGGGCUACUGCUGUGACAGUUGACACCGCUUCUGCCACUAGCAACGGCGCCAUAUUCCAAUAUAUUGCCGCGCCAACCCUUACCACCUUGUCGCCUACUGGUGGAGCCAUUGCUGGCGGCAAUAACGUGACUCUUACUGGAACGGGCUUCACGACGGCUACUAAUGUAUUCUUUGGAGCCAACCCAGCUCCGUUCACUAUUCAUAGUGACAACUCAAUCAGUGCAGUUGCACCUUCCGGCACUGGAGCCGUUUCAGUCACUGUUGUGAACCCUGGAGGGACUAGUGGUGCUCAGACGUACUCUUACUCUUAA